AUGAUAGCAAUCUAUUUAUACAUUUUACUAUUGACUCUUUAAUCCAUUGGGGCAAACAUACCUGAGCAGGAUUUAAAUCUGGAUAAGCAUAAAGAGAAAAUACUUGUAGUUGGACCAUUAUUUGCUAGUCAUCCUAGACUUUGGUAUCAUGUGACGAAGGAUUUAAGUAAGAAUAAAAAUUACGAAGUUUAUCAACUACUGCCUAUUGAUUCCCCUUAUACUGAAAAAGUUAAAGCAAAUGGAGUUAUUCCCAUUUUAAAUAGAAACCUUACAUAAUCUAUUAUCAAAGACUAUGAAGAGAAAAUGAAGAUCAACGAUGUUUAAAUAGAUGACAUGAUAACUUAUUCUGUUGCUAUCGUUAAAUCCUUCUACAGCAACGAAGAUCUAAUCAAUUAAAUCAAGUCAAUUAAAUUCGAUAUGAUAGUUUGCGGCCCUUUCCCUGAGGCUGAACUUAUCGCAAACACUUUAUAGAUACCUUUAUAUAUCAGAUUAGUAAUCAGUAAUCCUGAUAGUACAAUGUAAACAAUGUUGAAAUAGCACGCUUCUCAUUCAUCUUAAUCUCAUACUAGCAGAACUACACUUUUUGGAAUGGAAAAGCAUAAAGGUUUUAACUCUUUGACUGGCAGUUUUUUAACUAGAUUAAAGAGUAAACUUUCUGAGUAUCUAUUUUUGGGUAUCUAUUUUGAGAUUAUUUUUUACAAGCAUCAUUAAGUGAUACCUGAACACCUUAAAUUAGAAGCGACAACUUUUAGAGCUCCAGAUUUAAUACUUUACUCUGGCUUUGAAGGUCUUUCCCCUCCUUUAGCUCUUUCACCAAAUUCCAGAAUUAUCCCAUUUAUAUCAGAAGAUGAAUCUGUGCAUUAAGAAAUCCCUAAAGAACUCUAAGAGUUCAUGAAUAGACAUGAGAAGCUUAUACUUAUUGCAUUUGGAACUAUUCAAAACCCAACUAAUUAAACCUUAAGAGAAAUAUCAAAUUUUAUGGAAAAAAGAACUGACUAUGGCUUUAUUUACGCAACAAGAAAUAAGGGAUAUUUUGAAAGUAGUAUAUUUGAAAAAAUCGAAAGACUUGAAAAUGUAUAUGUUGCCAAAUGGCUACCCUAAACUUAAAUCUUGAAUAAUCCAAAAGUUUAGAUAUUCUUUAGUCACGGGGGAUAAUCAAGUUACAUUGAGUCUAUUGAAGCAGAAAAACCAUUAGUGGUUAUUCCAGUAUUGGCGAUGGAUUAGUACUUCGUAUGCGAGUAUGUUCAUGCUUAAAAGUUGGGAGCAUGUGUUUUUAAACCUGAUGCAUAUCAUAUCAAUGAAAUGGUGAAUUAUGUUGAGUAAAAUAAUGAUAUAAAAAAUAGGGUAAAGAUCCUCAAGAAAAUGAUUGAGAAGAAGAGACAACAAGGACUAGAUCUGCUUUACUGGGUUGACUAUUUGAUGGAUAUUAGAACAACUGAGUUCCUUUAAGCUAACCAAUAUCAGUAUUUCAAUAAAUUCUAACUAUAUGAUCUGGAUGUCAACAUUGCAAUUGCUCUCAUAGUCAUAGCUAUUGUCGCAUUAUUCAUCGCUUUAAUGAAACAGAUUUAUAAUAUAGUCACAUGCAAGAAAGAUAAAAAUGUGAGCAAAAGUUUGAAGAUAGAUUGA
Messenger RNA from Stylonychia lemnae, 1626 nucleotides. The record is from the annotation of a GenBank genome assembly. NCBI's taxonomy places the organism in Eukaryota, Ciliophora, Spirotrichea, Sporadotrichida, Oxytrichidae.